UCUGGCAGAGUGGGCUGCCCUUGGCAGAGGUGUGAGGGGGUCCUGUGUGUCUGCACCGGCAGUACCGGACUGAGCGAAAGGUGCGGGGCGCACGGAACGGUUUCACAUUGUUGAUUCCGAGCCGAGAACCUCCGGCCUCCGAGCUGGCUGCAAACCAGGACAAGAGAGAGAGACACACACACAUAGGGACAGACAGACAGACAGACAGAGGAAAGGACACAUAGGCAGACACACACAUGUAGAGACAGAUAGACACACACACACACACACACAGGCAAGAACAGACAGAGGCAGGGACAGACAGACAGACACACGAGGGACAGGCGCACAGACAGACACACACAGGCAGUUACAAACACACAGGAAGGGUCACACACACACGGGUGGGAUAGACGCGCAGGCUCACACACACUGACGUACACACUGACACCCACAGUAACACCCACACACACACACACAGUCUCUCUCUCUCACAUACACACAAGCCGAGCGAGAUGGACGGGCAAUCAGACAGAUGAAGCUCCCUCCGGAGAUUCACAGUAACGCAAACACGGAGAGCGGGGAAGUGCAUCGAUAGGGGGAUCACACAGACACGGUGAAGCACGUAGAGACGGGCGCAUACUGAGUCACACUCAAAAUGGACUGAAGGAGCAAAUUAGAAAGGAGUUUUUUUUUAAACUCCGUCGAGUCACUGCCAGUCAGGAGGCAGAGCGGACUACCACCAGGCUGAUGCGUAAUUAUUAGGUAGUAGAAUCGACACCGGCAGCCCUUCUGCUCUGACAACAUGAAAAAAAUCUGGGCGAAGAAACGACUCCAGAAGGCCGGCCAUCCCACCCGCACACUCGGACGACUAACUCAUGACUCGGAGGAAUGCGGUGAAGAGGAGGUGUUUGAAGUGCAGAAGACAGAACCCUCCCAGGAACAACAGGGCCCUCAGAGUGUGGUCCGAAGAGUGCCCACAGGAGGAGAGCUCGAGUGUUUCACAGACUCGACCUCGGAGAGCACCCCCUCCUCACUGCGGACCGCCCCCGAGCACCAGGUGACCCCGGAGGCCCCGGGCACUGCCCAGCAAUCGCCGGCGUGGAGUUGGAGCGCGGGGGUGGGAGGACGCGAGGAGGAGGCGGAGGAGGAGCUCAGUGCCGGCCCAGCCCAGGGGAGCCCCAUGUCGGAGGCCCCAAGGCAAGCAGCGCAGACCGGCCACGCUCACGUCCGGCACCUGGGGGUUGAGCCGCUUCUUCGGGCCUCCCAUUCUAAUCUGGCCUAUAGUAGCUGGGGUUCGGAAGACAGCCUGUCUGUUACUAGUGAUGUGUACGGCAGCAUGUUCAGCCUGUACAGAGGGAAAUCCUUGUUUAUACCUGUGGAACUCUGUGAGGAUUCACUGGUCAGGAGCCACCUCGAGGGCCGCCUGGACACAGGCCUCAGUCGGAACCCAAUGGCCCAGACACAAGGAGCCCAGCCUGGAGGCCCCCCUCUUGCCAGCCUGAAGGGGCACCCAGCCAAUGCCAGGCUCCCGUCAGCCAGCCCUCUGACCCCACGACGCAGGCUCAGCACACCGACUGAGUUCAGCGACACGGUCCCGGCGGAGUUCCAGGACAAGGCCAAGAAGCCGAAGGUGGAGGGCGAGGCUGGGGAGAGCAGCGGCGGCCCCUCUCCCGCCCACUCCCGCUCGGGCUCCAGGGUGCUGGAGCGGGCGAGGGGCCUAGAGUUCUUCCCGGAACGCCGGCGGAGCCUGGAACUGGCUGACGGGCAGGCCUGGCCGGGUUUCAGGAAGUCCCGCUCCUUUGACCAGGCAGACUCCCGUGGCGGUGGCGGGCUGGGGGCCCGGCGCCAGACCUCCCUGUCUGACCUGCUGCAGGCGGAGGGGGUUGGGGCAGAGCAAAGGCGUUCCCUCUUCCGCCGCAAGGCAGCCUCCUUCGACGAACCCAGGGCCCGGGAUCUGGAGGCCAAGAUUGCAGAGGAACUGAACCGCAUCAAGAGGGCAGCAGCGGGCUCCCCGUCCAGGCCUGCCCUGAGGUCACCCCUCCUCGAGAGGGCCAUCAACCGGGAGCUGUCAUCGCGCAAAGCAGUGUCUGGCCUGAAAGCGGAAACCCCACGCAGGAGCCUCGAGAGGCAGACGACCCCCAGCCCCUCUCCUCCUCCCACCCUACUCGAGCCACGGCAGGUGUCUGCUAGUCCCUUGGAUCUUCCACGUCUGGCAGAAUUCCGCCCAACGCCCAUCCUGGCCCGGCCUCCUCUUGCCACAGAGAAGGUCAGGAAGAUAACCCCAAUCUCCAACACUCGUUCACCGAUCGCCACCAAGCCAGGGGUGGGCGGGGGCUCUGGUCCAAGCCUAAGGGGACCCUCGCCUCCCAUCUCUGGAGAGACCUCGUUCCCGGCCAGUGCUGGGCCACCUAGGCCAGAGGGAGCCAGUCUGGGUGCGGCUCCGCCAGAGAGUUCUCCAAGACUCGGCCUCACGCCUCUUAGCCCCGCUGGUGAGACUGGUGGCAUGAGCACUCGGACCAUCCCCAGGGCCAUCCGGGAGAAGGAAAAUCCUGAAAAAGAGAGCGUGGGAGAGGAGAAGUCGGCCCGCAAAUCAUCCAGAGGGAAAUUCAAGAAAUCUCGCCCUGUGUCUCCAGAACUGGAAUCCUCAGACGACUCGUAUGUUUCGGCUGGUGAGGAUCCCUUGGAGCCACCAGUGUUUGAAAUCAGCAUCAUUGAUGCAGUGGUCACAGUGGGAUCUGCUGUUCUCUUGAAAUGUAUCAUCACUGGAACCCCCUUGCCUGAAGUAACGUGGAAGAAAGACGGGGAAAUCCUCAAAACCAGCCAGACGCACAUCCUCAAAGCAGAAGGGGAGAGGCACACUCUCUUCAUCCCCUCGGCUACGAUGUUUGAUGGCGGCCUGUACUCUGUCAGCGCAGCCAAUGAGGUCGGCUUGUCCAGCUGUUGUGCCUCAGUCCAGGUUCGGACAGAUUCCACCACUGACUCUCGAUCCCAACCCAUCCCGGCCGAGCUCUACAGCCCCAUCACCUCGGACGAGGAGUACCUCAGCCCCUUGGAGGAGCCUGGUGACCUCGCGUACAAAGGCAGGCAGGCUGUGCCGCCACCCGAGGCGGAAGGGCAGCGAAGUGCAGAUGAGCGGCAGACUGUCAUCAGAAGCCACUUCAAAGCCCCGCCCACCUUUGAGGUGCCUUUGAGCAACCAGACUGCAGUGGAAGGAGAGAACAUUAGUCUGACUGUGUGCGUGCAGGGCGAGCCGAAACCUAUCAUUUACUGGCUACGGAACCGGGAGCCGGUGAAGGCUGACAACCGCCACCACAUGCUGGAGGGUGAGGGCGGACGGUUCCACCUCAAUAUCAUGGCCGUGCAGAGGUCCGACUCUGGAAUGUACUCCUGCAAGGCCAUCAAUGAAUACGGCACCAAACAAUGCAGCAGCAAACUGGAAGUGAAAGGCCACCGCGAUGCGCAAGUGUUGGCGAUCAUGGCGCCAGCUCGGGACAUCACGGUGAACGCCGGCGAGUCGGCCUUCUUCGAGUGUGAGGUGCGUGGCCCCCCUGAUGUUGACGUCGACUGGCUGACCAACGGGAAGCUGGUCCAGCCCGCUCUGCUGAACUGCAAGAUGCACUUUGAUGGCAAAAAGUGCAAGCUGCUCCUAAAUUCGGUGCAUGAAGAUGAUUCGGGAGUAUAUACCUGCAAAGUUAGCACGGCAACAGAUGAGAAGACAUGCAGUGCCCAGCUGACAGUACUGCCCUCCAUCCCUCCACUCUUCACUCGGAAGCUGGAAGACGUCUUUGUGAUCGAGGGCAGGACAGCCCACCUCGACGUAAAAGUGAGCGGGACCCCUGCCCCCACCGUCAUCUGGACGCACUUCGGUGAGAAGGUCGUGGAGACAGACGAGGUACGGAUCGUGAGAGACCGAGGGUUGCAUUCCCUGCUCAUCAUGCACGCCGUGUCUGAGAACGAGGGGGAAUACUCUGCCAUUGCCCAGAACGCUCACGGCGAUGCCUUCUGCUCAGCAGAGCUCUACGUUGAGGAGCCACGACCAAUCAUGGCAUCACCAAUGGCCAAGCUGGAGAAGAUGCCAUCCAUCCCUGAGGAGCCUGAGAUCCCGGAGAACGAGGUGGAACGGUUCACCAUGCCAGACUUCAUCAGGCCCAUCCAGAACGUGGACGUGACGGAGGGGAAGGAUGCAGUGCUGGAGUGCCAGGUGACGGGGCUGCCCUACCCCACCAUAAGCUGGUACCACAAUGGCCAGAAGCUGCAGAGCACCGAGGAGAGGAGGAUGACGCAGUAUAAAGACAUCCAUCGCCUCGUCAUUCGCAGCAUCGACCAUUCGCACGCUGGCGUUUACAAAAGUGUGAUAGCGAACAAGGUGGGGAAGGCCACUAGUUAUGCCCACAUCUACGUGUCUGACGUUGUCCCUGCCCCUCCCAGCGGGCCGCCAGUGGUGGUGGGAGUAACCGGUCGCACCAUCACUCUCCGGUGGAACAAACCGAAGAAACUUGACCCGGCGAUAGAUCCCACCAGCCUAACGUACGUCAUUCAGUGCCAGGUGCUGGCAUCUGCUCAGUGGCACAUCCUGAAAACUAACAUCCGGGACACCAGCUUCACCAUCCAGUCUCUGAACAAAGGCAUCCAGUACCUCUUCCGCAUCCAGAGCGCCACAUCCAAGAGCUGUAGCAAACCUUCGCCAGUGUCGGAGCCCGUCAAGCUGCUGGACAGAGGCCCGUACCUGGAGGAGGCUCCCAGCUUCAUAGACAAACCAGAUGUGGUGUUUGCCGUGGAGAACCAGAGCACUUCGAUAAUCUGUACGCUGAACUACGUGCAGGCAGACGUCACCUGGACCAGGAACGGCGUGGAGCUGACACACCGACCCCGGGUGUACGAGCUAAGCAUGCCCGACGAUGACCAGCACAUGCUGAAGAUAGUGAAGGUCAGCAGGGCUGACGUUGGAGAGCUGGUGGUCUCGGCCAGGAACCAGCACGGAGAGGACACCUGCCGAACCCUCCUUCACCUGGCAGAGGCACCACGGUUUGAAUCUAUCAUGGAAGAUGUGGAGGUGAGGCCGGAGGAAACAGCCAGGCUGGCCGUUGUGGUGGAAGGGAAGCCAGUGCCUGAUAUUCACUGGUACAAAGACGACACCUUGCUGGAGGAGAGCAGUCACCUGUCCUUUGUGUACGAUGACAGCGAGUGCUCCCUGGUGAUCCUCAACACCACCGCAUCCGACAGCGGCGUCUACACCUGCACGGCCCGCAACCUGGCCGGAGAGGUGUCCUGCAAGGCAGAGCUGACUGUGCAGAAGGGAAAAGCUGAGAGCACCGAAGCAAUGGAUGAUGAAGAGACAAUCCUACGGAAGAUGAGACUGCUGACUGACUACUAUGACAUCCACCAAGAGAUCGGCCGCGGUGCGUUUUCCUGCGUGAAGCAGGUCAUGGAGAAGAGCAGUAACCUCGACUACGCGGCCAAGUUGAUCUCCUUUCGCGCCACUCCCCGGGAAGAUGCCAUUCGGGAGCUCGAGAUCUUGUCCCGUCUUGACCAUGAGAGAAUCGUCUAUUUCCACGAUGCCUUCGAGAAGAAGAACAGCGUCACCAUCAUCCUGGAACUCUGUGCUCAGGAGGAACUGUUCGAUCGAUUGAUCAAGAAACCCGUUGUUUUGGAAGCUGAGGUGAGGUUCUACAUCCAACAAAUACUAGAGGGAAUCAGAUACCUGCACCAGAACAUCAUCCUUCACCUGGACAUCAAGCCUGAUAACAUCCUCAUGGCUGACCUGGCCAGUGAGAACAUCCGGAUCUGUGACUUCGGGAACGCUCAAGAGUUCACUCCGGACACACCACAGUACUGUCUGUUCGGAACACCUGAGUAUGUCUCACCAGAGAUAGUUAAUCAGACGCCCGUCUCACGGGGCACCGACAUCUGGCCCAUGGGAGUCAUCGCCUACAUUGGGUUGACAGGGAUCUCGCCAUUCGCCGGAGAGAACGACAGGUCUACCUUGUUGAACGUGAAGAACUACGAUGUGGCCUUCGAGGAGAAGAUGUUCACGGACCUGAGCCAGGAGUCAAAGGACUUCGUCACCAGGCUACUGGUGGAGGACAGGCACCGGCCAUCUGUAGAAGACUGCCUCCAGCACGCAUGGUUUUCGAGUACCUGCAUGGUGAACAGGAAUGUGAUCAGUACGGACAAUCUGAAGGCUCUGGUGUCCCGAAGGAAAUGGCAGCGCUCCCUCAUCAGCUACAAGUCCUCGAUGGUAGUUCGGUCCAUCCCUGAGCUGCUGGCUGACCUGUCGGGCCCCGGCAGCCUCGGUCUGCCCCGCCAGCUGCGGGAGCCACGCCUCUCUUCUUCCUCAGACUCAGACGAAGUGGAUGAGCUGCCACCGCUCUUGCCUGUCCCUGUGCCAAUUCCAGUGGAGCCUCCGAUGUCCCGGACACCCCUGCGCAGUCUCCGCAGCCCAGAACAGGAGGAGGGGAGCCCAGCCAUUGCCACGGGCGAGGAGCGAAUCUCACAGGCCCGAACUAGUGAGGGGGAGGCAAGCCAAGACACAGUUGGCCAGGUCGGGCCUGAGGCCACGCCUGCAGUCAUCAUCUCCCCUUCAGAGCAGGAGCCACGGACGAGGCCGGGCCUAGGCCUCAGUGCAGAGGCCCCGGAGCGGUCCUCCCAGCGCCGAAGGGGCGAGUUCCGGCGUGGCAGCUCAGCUGACUCAGCCUUGGCCCUGCUGGGGUCGGGGUUGGGUAGCUCAGAUGCCGGGCCGGGCAGGCAGCCUCCAUCUCCAGCGGCCGGAGCCUUGAAGAAGUCAAUGUCUAUGGAGCUGCCACGAAGAAGCCCGAGCCCUGGGGCCCGUAGGCCUGAGGAGGUGGGCGGUAGGCGGCGGGGAGCACCGGGCACAGAGGACUACAGUCUGAAGCUAGAGCUGCUGCGGCAGCGGCUGUUGAGGGCGGGCUCAGUGGAUGGCAGGAUGAGCGGCCUGCGUGGGCCACUGCUGGAGCGCCUGGGCCUACCUGAUGGUGAGUCCAGACCUCCAGGGCCAUCCCCACUGCAGAGUACCACCAUCGAGCGCCAGGCCCCAAGGCCUCCCAGACCACAGCCUCCACGGCUGGCACGGGCUGCCUCAAGUGAGACAGCCCCAGGGCCGGAGGAGCAUGAGCGCCGACCACUGCGCAAGACAGCCUCCUUCUCACAGGCCGAGCCCCCCGCACUGCACCGGCGGAUAGGAGCUCCAUUGGAGAUCCCCCUGAGACCCAGUGCAACACGGACCCCCAGCCCAGAGCCCCGGUUCCCGCUCAGGGAGUCGCCAUCACUCUCAGCCCUGAGUGAGCCACCUGCCGGGCCCGUUGCCCCACCCAGAGCACACAAGCCUCUGGGGCCACAGGCCCAGGCAGCACCUGGGACUCCUGAGGCCGAUGGACCCUGCACCAGAGUAAUGAUCGGAAAGACUGCAGUGGUCACCCACAGCAACCUGUCCCCUGAGCCUCCCUUACUUCAGGCCGCUCCCGAACCAUUAAUUCAUGGCCGGCCUGAACCAUUGCCCCAGGCCCAUGCUGAGCCUCCUUUACCUCAGACCCAGCUCACAGUAACUUCAUCCCAAGCUAGACUUGAACCAUCUCAUCAGGCACAGUCCGAGUCUCUCUUAAACCAGGCUCAACUCACAGUAACUUUAUCUCAGGCCAGACCUGAACCAUUACCUCAGGUGAGGCCUGAACCUUUAUCCCAGGCCAAACCUGAGGCAGCCUUAUCCCAGGCCAGACAGGAACUAUUACCUCAUGCCAUACCCAAGCCUUUAAACCAGGCUCAGCCACAGCUCAUACCCCCCAUCACAGGUGAGCCCCCCUCUUCACCCUUCAUACUGGAACCCAUCACUCCACCUCCUGGCUUCCGCUCAACUGAUCUGGAGAGCAGCCUAGGUAUGGCAUCCAGGUCCCGGGAGGAGAUCGCAGGAGGCCCUGAGGAGGCAACCAGGUCAAGCAGGGAGGGUCGCCCGAUCAAGGCCAAGGCGUCCAGCGUAGCCCAGUGCCUGAACAUCGAAAACAUCGAGUCUGAGGAAGUGUUUGAGGCGCGAUUCAAGAGGAGCAAGGAGUCGUCCCUCAGCCGGAGCCUGAAGCACCUAAUGAGGCCCAAAUCAGAGGAGAAGGUGGAGCGACUAACUGAAGCCAGAGACGCAAUGUACAGGCCCGGGGCCAGGGGCGAGCCCUUGCAGCUGGUUAAGGCCCAGGAGCCCCUGGCAGACCAACGGGAGAGCAGGUCGAGGUCCGAGCAAUGCCUUCCAGAAGCCUCGAAGGAUCCUGGCUUCAUCAGAAAGCUGUCACUGCGGCUGAAGGGUGACAGCAAGGAGGAGAAGCCGAGGGAGGGCGUCCUAACCAAGGCAUCCCAGCCUGCAGGGAGAGGCAGUGAGACGGAGAGGGAGGAGUCAGCAGGGGAGCGGCAUGAUCCCGAGGUGCUCCGGAAGCAGGCCAAGAGCUCACCAGGGAUGACAAUGCGGAGGAAGAUUGAGUCGACACUAACUGGCAUCUCCCUGCGCUUCGCCCGUAGCCAGUCAGAGGAGAGGGUGCAGGAGGCCCCUGCACAAGCCGAACCCCCUGUCCAGCGCCAGGCCAAGGAAGGCAAGCGGCCCUUCCUGUCCCUGCUGAGGCGCUCGACCUCGGAGGCUGGCUCUCUGAAGAAGGUGGGCGUCCCUCAGAACCAGCUGGCCACGCAAGCCCGCUCCGCGCCCUCCUCCGAGUCCCUGCAGUCGGAUGUCAGCUCGUCUGCCAAGCAGGAGAGAGCAUCCGUGCACGGAGAACGCAAGUCCCGGUGGGACCGAUGGGGGUUCUCGCGAAUGCGAAGAGAUAAAGCGAUAUCACAGCCCAACAUCUCGCUCGCCGUAGCUGCUGAGGACGUCUCGACGGUAUAUCAUAGGAGUGCCUCAGAUUUCCCACCCGUCUUCCAUGUAAAACUGAAGGACCAGAUGCUGAUGGAAGGUGACGCCCUCACCCUGUGCAGUUUGCCAGCAGGGAGCCCGAAUCCUGUCGUCACCUGGAUGAAAGACCAGAAGCCCCUGCUGUCUGACGAACGUGUGAAGGUCGUCUCAAGUGCCGACGGACGGCAGCUGGUGACCAUCCUGAAGACCACGAUAACAGACGUUGGGGUCUACGAAUGCACGGCCUCCAACGCCCUGGGCACGGCUGCCAGCUCCUGUACCGUAUCCCUCGCGCGUCUACCUGGGCAACCAGGACGCCCUGAGAUCCCUCAGAAGUACAAGAACACAGCGUUGGUCCUGUGGAAGCCAGCUGACUCGCCUGGUCCAUGCAGCUACACCCUGGAGCAGAAACUCAAAGGGGAGGAGCUGUGGAAAGUGAUGGCUACUGGGAUCACCGACUGCUUCUACAAUGCCACCGAGCUGACCGAGGGCACACUCGCGUUCCGAGUCGCCUGCGUCAACAAGGCCGGGCAGGGACCCUACAGCCAAAGCUUGGAAAACAUUGUCAUUGAGGACGAGAAGCUGGCCGCAAGAGAGCCAGAGCCAGCAGCAACAACAACAGCACCCCCUACAAUCUCUCCAGUGCCCGUGUACUCUGCCAAGGUGAAGCCAGCCGUCCCUGUCACGAUUCCCACCUCCAGCCCCUCAAUGGCAGCAACCACCGUACCGGCAAAGACGACAGCCCCUUCCCCUUCUCGAUUCCACUCCAACCUCAUGACCACAGUGACACCCAGCCCGCUCAAGCCAGCAGCCCCCAGCCCGCCCAUCUCACCGACCUCAGCUGCCGUAUUGCCGCUCCCACUGCCCUCGGUCGCCCCAGCCCCCUCCCCCAGCGUCUCCCCAGUGGGACAGGAGCCCUCAGCAUCACCCACCCGGAUCUCCCCCACCUCCAAACCGGCAGACGGCACGGGCCUCAGGCACGGGGUCCCACAGAAACCAUAUACCUUCAUGGAAGAAAAAGCCAGAGGCCGUUUUGGUGUGGUCCGAGAGUGUAAAGAAAACUCCACUGGGAAGAUUUUCAUGGCUAAGAUUAUCCAUUACGAAGGAGAGAACAAACAAGCAGUCCUCCAAGAGUAUGAGGUCCUCAAAGCCCUCCACCAUGAAAGGAUCAUGUGUCUCCAUGAAGCCUAUGUCACCCCUCGAUACCUGGUACUCAUUGCAGAAAACUGCAUGGGCAAGGAGAUACUCUACAGUCUGAUUGACAGGUUUCGGUACUCGGAGGAUGAUGUGGUGGGAUAUAUCCUUCAGAUCCUGCAGGGACUGGAAUAUCUCCACAGUCGCCGGAUCGUCCACUUGGACAUAAAGCCUGACAACAUCAUCGUCACCUUCCUCAAUGCCGUCAAGCUGGUGGACUUUGGCAGUGCCCACUUCUUCAAUCCGAUCGUGCCUAGGGCUCUGGGGCAUCGCGUGGGCACACUGGAAUACAUGUCUCCUGAGAUGAUGAAGGGCGACCCCAUCGGACCACCGGCUGAUAUCUGGGGUCUGGGCGUGCUGGUCUACAUCAUGUGAGUAGAGCAUUUAUUGGUGUGUGUGAGCACAACGAUGGAAAGGGCCGGCUGGGGCUGCGUCCUGCCUGAUGGCCGGCAAAGCUUGCUGACCGGUUGUCUGUUCCUCUGGCGCCUAUGUUUACCAUGGGAGGGGGCCAGUGCCAGUGACUCUGCUCCCUGUGCUUGCAUGUGGGGCUGGGAGGGUGUCAUGGGGAACAGGCAAGGAAAGAACACUCCAGCUCCAACGCAGCCAGUGGAACAUAGGAGAGGAACAGGCCCUUCAGCCCACGAUGCCUGUGUCAACCAUGCAGCCAAAAUAUCUAAACCUGCUUGUCUGCUCACGGCUGGAAUCCCUCCACACCCCGCCUGUCUAAAUUAUUCUAUUUUAUCUGCUUCCACACCUCCAUUAGCAGUGCAGUCAGGCACC
This is a messenger RNA of Hypanus sabinus (Atlantic stingray), 10837 nucleotides long. It is a transcript of the gene spega, whose product is annotated as striated muscle enriched protein kinase a. The coding region runs from base 785 to 10432 and encodes 3215 amino acids. The record is from RefSeq and is a predicted model, not a curated record. Gene Ontology annotation, molecular function: ATP binding; protein binding; protein kinase activity. Gene Ontology annotation, biological process: protein phosphorylation. The transcript is spliced from 41 exons. NCBI's taxonomy places the organism in Eukaryota, Metazoa, Chordata, Chondrichthyes, Myliobatiformes, Dasyatidae.